CCGGAAUCACCUCUCAGAGACAUCAACAUAGACCCAGAGGAGGUUGCUGAAGCCUUGAAAACUUUAAGAUCAAUAUCGGAGGGCAUGGAGAGAAAACUCCUCGAGAAGGAGAAGGAGCUGGAAGAAGCUGCCAUGACCAGUCAACAGGAGAAAGUGGAGGAAGAUCACUUGCAGGAAGAGGAGAACCAUCAGGAGGAGCAAGAAGAGGUGGAACACAAGGAAGAGGAACAAGAGGAGAAAAACAAGGAACAAGACGAAGAUGUUCCUCCAGAAAGAAAGAGGAAUAUGGAAGAACUGGAGAAAGAUGUUCCUCCAGAACAACAAGAAGAGGAGAUGGGGACUGGAGGAACAAGAGGAGCAAGAAGAAGAUGGUCCAGCUGA
This is a messenger RNA of Xenopus laevis (African clawed frog), 381 nucleotides long. Its product is annotated as glutamic acid-rich protein-like. Lineage: Eukaryota; Metazoa; Chordata; Amphibia; Anura; Pipidae. The coding region runs from base 85 to 381 and encodes 98 amino acids. The transcript has 4 exons. The record is from RefSeq and is a predicted model, not a curated record.